Molecule: messenger RNA, 192 nt
Organism: Thlaspi arvense
Lineage: Eukaryota; Viridiplantae; Streptophyta; Magnoliopsida; Brassicales; Brassicaceae
Source: the annotation of a GenBank genome assembly
AUGUCCCGAGCACUACCACCUAUCAACACCAACGCUCAGAAAAUCAAGGGAAAAGAUAAACUCAAAAAAAUCCUUGAAGCCAUCGCAAUGCAAAUAUCUUCUUCCGAAGACGAAGAUGACACUACACCCAAGGAUACACAAGACGACAACCCAUAUGGCGGUCCAUUAUCUCAAGAUCCUUUCGAAAAUUAA